AUGGGAGAACCAGAUUAUACAAGUAAAGAUAGUGCAACUGAUUCAGGUGAUAUGCCUGAAGCGACAAUUGCUAAAACGUCAGAUGAAGUAAAAUACACAACUGCCUUAGAAGCGGAGCAUCUUUAUCAAUAUUAUGAUAAAGAGAUACAGAAUCAACAUUUGAAAAGAGGAUUAGGUGAUCCAGAGAAUUCUGACGACGAGACAGAAGAUAUAUAUGAUGAAUGCGAUUUACAUUAUGAACCUAACACCUGUUUUAAAAACUGGAUAGAUAAAACCGAGGUAAAAAUCAGUGAUGCUGUUGAAAAUUUUAUAAAAGAAGAAAAAGAAAAAAAAGGCAAAAAAGAAGAAAAGAUAAUGUUACAAGAGAUGAAGUUUGAAAUGAUAACGUCUGAAGCCUCUUAUUUGCAAAGUAUAAACACUUUCAUAGAUGUGUUUAUGAAGUCAGAGUUAUUUCGUCGCAUGGAAUCAGGAAAUGACGAAUCUAAACGCGACUUUCAAAAUAUCUUUUCUAACAUAGCUUCAAUCCAAGAAACAAGUGAAAAUUUAUUGAAAGAAUUAGAGAGUCAUUGGAAGAAGGAUAUUCUCAUACCAAAUGUUUGUAAAAUUGUUGCCAACCAUGUGGAGCAGCAUUUUGAAUGCUACGUCGAAUAUUGUGGGAAUGAACAUCGUCAGAUAAAACGAUUAGAAUGUUUGCGUAAAACACAAAAUGACUUCAAUACUGAUCUAACACAAUUGGAAAAAAGCAAGGCUUGCCAGGAAAUGGAUAUUACAUCUUUCAUAAAACUUCCAAUGAAGAGAAUCACUCGCAUUUGCAUCUUGACACAAAUAAUAUAUCACCAGUCUUGUAAAAUCUACGGAAAUGAAAGCGAACCGAAGAAACAUGCAAAUUCUGCACGUAAAGCAGCUGCAAAGAUUUCAAAAAGAUGCAAUACAACUGCUGCAGUUGAACAGGGAAAAGAUAACAUGGUUCGUGCAGCUUCUGAAAUAGAAUUCUCAAAUAAGGAUGAAGCAGACUUCGAAAUUAAAAAAGACAAGAGAUAUCUUGUCUGGGAUUCGGAUGUUUCACGAGUUAUGACAGAAAAAGAUGAGACUAUCAAAUCUGAAGAGCUUCGAUUGUACUUUUUCAAUGAUAAAGCAGUGUUUACUAAGAAAAAAGAACGACCGCCAUAUACCGUAGUCGAGCAUUGUCCACUACUUGCUUUAAAAUAUGAAAACGUUGACGAGAAAUAUAUUGGUAAAUUCAAACAGUUCCUACCUGAGAAAGAUCCAGAACGGUUUUUACUGCAUCUUGUUAUUUUAAACGAUCACAAAAGCGAGAGAUCAGAGCUUAUGCUCUUAUGUAAAAGGAAGAGAGACAGAAAAGAACUGAUGAAACUUAUUGUACCGAUGAAAGAAUCGAUUUAUACAGUUUACGAUUGUCCAGUUGUGAAGUGCAUAAAGGCAUACACCGCAAAAAAUGAUGAUGAACUGUCGUUACAGAUAUCAGAUGAAGUAAAAGUAAAAGUAAAGGAAAAAGACAACUGGUUUGGUGAAAGGAUUAAAGAUUUCGAGGAAGGCUGGUUCCCCAAAAGCCACGUCGAGGAAAAUAGUGAUGAUGAACAUAUUGAAAUGAAACAUCGCCUUCAACGCUAUCUUCUGAUGAGGAAUAACGCAACAUGAAAAUAGUUUUAUUUCGAACUUCAUGUAGUAAUUUCAUGAUUUUUGCUGAAGCCAUAUCAUUGUUUGACAUAUUUCAACUGUACAUACUUGGAUACGCAAUUACAAAGAUAAUACCUAAUUUUCAAGCACCAUUGAAUAAGGUUUGCGAAAAAUCAAUUUCAGCAAACUGUAUAUGCUUAUUAAAGUUCUUAUACAAAUCAUUUAAUUUAUGUUCUACACGAUUUUGACAAAUUAACACUUCUGUACUUAAAAUGCAUAUGACACAUAAAGUUUUUUCUUUGAAAAUAGAUACACACACUUUUUCCAAGAAGCUUGGUGUGCUUUCAUGUCAUGUUACCUUCUACUUAUAAAACGACCGAACAGCAAAAUAAUGAUAGCUUAUGAAACUAUCAUUCUUAUGCUUUUCGAUCGUUUCAUAUUAUCCUUUUUGGAACUCGAUGGAUAUGUGAAUAUCUAUUUUGCGAAUUAGAGAUUUAUUGAAUUUAAUGGCCAUAUAAAAAGAUAGGACAGCGUUAACAUGAAGUCAAAAACUUAUAGAAUAUUUUUUAAUUUUAAUUAGUUUAAAGAAUAUGCUAUCCUUUCUCAAAAGUUACACUUUAAUCAAUUAACAUUAACCUUAAAUGAAUUAGAGACAAGUACAAACUGUCUUACAAGACUAUAGAAUCUUUAACUGGCUGCCGGUAAAGAGCUUUAGGGCAACUGUUUACUGCAGUAACGAGGCUCUGCCGAGUUUCCGCUUAACAGUUAUCCGAGAGCUAGAUAUUCCCAUCCGUACCGACAGCUGGUGUUUGGUUCUUUUUCAUGCAUAUUACAUAUCAAUUAUCUUCAUUACGCACUUUUCUUGUAGAAGCGUAUGAACUAACAACUUCAUUCAUAACGGUAAAAUGACGUCAUCCUAAGAACGCAAUUUAUUCAUAAAUGGCGCGCGGCAAUGAUGUUAUUUAAAGUACGUGACAUGUCUUACAUCAGGGGUGUAAGACAGGUUUUUCUAGCACCGGUGUAAACAGAAGAUUAUCUUGUCUGAUAUACAAGAAAACUACAAAAUGGCUUGACACCUAAACAAUAGUACAUUUACCUGUCACAUGCCUUUGUGAAAAAUCAUGAUGCCCAAUUGAUCGAAUUUGUUAAUUAUAUAUAUUUUUUAAAUGUCUAUAAGCAUAAUUGUAUAUGUCGCUGCCAUUUACUUUAGAGAAAUGUGAGACAACAUGCCUAAGUCUCGUCAAUGAAAACAGUAGCUUUCUUUCAUUUAUUUUUUUUAAUUUAUCUUUAUUAAAUUAACUUUAAUAUCAUUACGUUCUCGGAAAACUCAUUAUCAGUUAUUAUAACCAUGCCGUCAAAAUAUAUCAGAUAUCAAAAUUUCAUGAUUUCGUCGUGAUUAAUCAUUUUUAGAUAUCCUUUUGUUUCUGGUUGUUUCUGUUUUUUUAUCUAAUUGUAUAAUUCACACUUUGUCCCUCAUGCAUGUGGUUUUUGUAUACUUGUGUAAACAGCAAAUAAAGGCAUAUUUAACCUGCAUUGUCAUAUUAUUACAAUAAUUAAAUGUUGAUCAUCAUGCAAUGCAUUUGGGCAAAGUACAGCAUGCGCAAUAUAAACUGUCACGUCACAUCAAUGAGUCAAAAUUGUUUUCUAUGGCAACGAUAUGUUAGACAACAGAAAUUGGUUGUUUGGACAUGCUAUGUAGUUAUUAAAUAAGAUAUAUCUAUCGUUCCCUAUUUCAUUUGUAGGGUAAUAUCGACAAAACCUAUAACAUUGAAUGUCAUUCUGAAUCUGUAAUCAUAUGUGAUCAUUCUGGAUCAGAUCGAAGUAAUAAUCCUAUUUGAUGAGGAUAUGACGAUACAGAGGGUUGCAAAGUACCAAGAUAAUAUCAACUAAUUUAAAAUAGAUAAAUAACAAUCAAUGAUAACAGAAAAAUGUUUGUUUUGAAAUAUUGACAUGGGUAUCGAUAUAAGCGUCCCUUUGUGUUUUUCUGAGGAAAGAUGCAGACCCAGUUAAUAAGAUAACACUCUAAA
Molecule: messenger RNA, 3665 nt
Organism: Ruditapes philippinarum (Manila clam)
Lineage: Eukaryota; Metazoa; Mollusca; Bivalvia; Venerida; Veneridae
Product: ephexin-1-like
Exons: 12
Coding region: 1-1659 (552 amino acids)
Biological process (GO): activation of GTPase activity
Molecular function (GO): protein binding; guanyl-nucleotide exchange factor activity
Source: RefSeq, a predicted model, not a curated record